Molecule: messenger RNA, 2059 nt
Organism: Drosophila grimshawi
Lineage: Eukaryota; Metazoa; Arthropoda; Insecta; Diptera; Drosophilidae
Gene: CCT7
Product: T-complex protein 1 subunit eta
Exons: 5
Coding region: 154-1788 (544 amino acids)
Biological process (GO): protein folding
Cellular component (GO): chaperonin-containing T-complex
Molecular function (GO): ATP hydrolysis activity; ATP binding; ATP-dependent protein folding chaperone
Source: RefSeq, a predicted model, not a curated record
GCGAUUUAAUCGAUAACGUCAUCGAUAGCCUGCUGCUCUGCCGCUUACUCAUUGCGGAAAACGUGAAAGAAAAUCAUAUUGCCGCCUGUCUGCUACCAAAAUUGAUUGUUUUAGCUAAUAUUCACGCAAAACGGCAAAUACCAUCAAUUAAAUAUGCAGCCACAAAUUGUGCUCCUGAAGGAAGGCACCGACACGUCGCAGGGCAAGCCGCAGCUGGUAUCGAAUAUCAAUGCCUGCCAAUCGAUUGUCGACGCUGUCCGCACCACACUGGGUCCGCGCGGCAUGGACAAACUGAUUGUGGAUGCACAGGGCAAAGCGACCAUAUCGAAUGACGGUGCCACCAUUAUGAAACUGCUCGAGAUCAUUCAUCCCGCGGCCAAAACUCUCGUGGACAUUGCCAAGUCACAGGAUGCCGAGGUGGGUGAUGGCACCACAUCGGUUGUGCUGCUCGCGGGCGAGUUUCUCAAGCAGGUCAAACCGUUUGUGGAGGAGGGAGUGCAUCCCCGUAUUAUCAUCAAGGCCAUACGCAAGGCACUGCAGCUCUCCAUGGAUAAGAUCAAUUCGAUGGCGGUGCGCAUUGAGAAACAGUCGAAGGCGGAGCAGCGAACACUGCUCGAGAAGUGUGCAGCGACAGCGAUGUCUUCAAAGCUGAUACAUCAGCAAAAGGAUUUCUUCUCCAAAAUCGUUGUGGAAGCUGUGCUCUCGCUGGAUGAGCUGUUGCCGCUGAACAUGAUUGGCAUUAAGAAGGUAGCCGGCGGUUCACUGGAGGAAUCCCAACUAAUCUCGGGCGUUGCGUUCAAGAAGACCUUCUCCUAUGCCGGCUUCGAGAUGGCACCCAAAUCCUAUGACAAUUGCAAAAUUGCCCUAUUAAAUAUCGAACUGGAACUGAAGGCCGAACGCGACAAUGCCGAGAUUCGGGUGGACAAUGUGAAGGAGUAUCAGAAAAUUGUCGAUGCCGAAUGGCAAAUAUUGUACAACAAAUUGGCCAAAGUGCAUGAGUCCGGCGCCAAUGUGGUGCUCUCCAAGCUGCCCAUUGGCGAUGUGGCCACACAGUAUUUCGCCGAUCGUGACAUUUUCUGCGCCGGCCGCGUUCCCGACGAGGAUCUCAAGCGCACAAUGAAGGCAUGCGGCGGCGCUGUUAUGACCACAGCGAAUGACAUCAAAGCCAACGUUCUGGGCCACUGCAAGCAUUUCGAGGAGCGUCAAGUCGGCGGUGAUCGUUUCAACCUAUUCCAAGGCUGUCCGAAUGCCAAGACGAGCACACUGAUUCUGCGCGGAGGCGCCGAACAGUUCCUGGAGGAGACGGAACGUUCGCUCCACGAUGCCAUCAUGAUUGUGCGUCGCACAAUUAAGCAUGACUCAGUUGUGGCCGGUGGCGGUGCCAUCGAAAUGGAACUGUCCAAGCUGUUGCGCGACUAUUCGCGCACCAUUGCCGGCAAGGAGCAGCUGCUGAUUGCGGCAAUUGCCAAGGGACUGGAGAUUAUACCGCGUCAGCUGUGCGACAAUGCCGGCUUCGAUGCCACCAACAUUCUCAACAAGCUGCGCCAGAAGCAUGCCCAAGGUGGCCAAUGGUUUGGCGUUGACAUCACCAAGGAGGACAUUUCCGAUAACUUUGAGCAGUGUGUGUGGGAGCCAUCGAUUAUUAAGAUAAAUGCGCUCACCGCUGCCUCGGAGGCCGCUUGCAUGAUCCUCUCCGUUGAUGAGACAAUAAAGAGCCCCAAGGCCGGUGAACCGCCCAUGGCUGGUGGCGGCAUGGGCAUGGGUCGUGGUAUGGGCAGGCCCAUGUAAAAAAGAAAAUAAAACAAAAUAAAAUAUACUUAAAAACAAAGCAAAACAGCUAUAAAACUACAACACUAAACAUCAACAUAAAACACACACACACUCAACAAACAUUCACUUGCAUUUCUCUCUCGUAUCUUAACACACCUUCUCACAUGUAUUACUUUACCGGUCAUAAAUUGCAGGCUUUUUCGUUGCACCAUUUGAACAAUUUAUAUAAUUACUGACCGCUCUGCCUACGUCUAAUAAACGAAAAUUAAAUAUUUUCUAUAACAACAAA